UGCUGGGAGGGAUGCUCAGCAGCUGCACGCCACUGCUGCAGGACUGGAGAUGAGAGCUCAAAAAGAGAACCCUUUGGGUGGCAAAUGCUGUCUUGGAGCAGGGUAGAGCUUGUGAGCAGCCUGUGCCCAAGAGUACCUGGCAUCUCUGAGCACACACCAUGGAGGCACCCAGCAGGACCCCCACCAGCUCAACCUGCAGAGUCCAGACUGUCAUCCAGAAUAGUCCUCUGGACCUGAUUGACACGGGCAAGGGGCUGAAGGUGCAGACAGAGAAGCCACACUUGGUAAGCUUGGGCAGUGGUCGCCUCAGCACCGCCAUCACGCUCCUGCCCCUGGAGGAAGGGAGGACCACCAUUGGCACAGACGCCAAGGACAUCGUCCUGCAGGGUCCUGGGCUGGCCCCCCAGCACUGCUACAUUGAGAAUGUGCGGGGCACACUCACGCUGCACCCCUGCGGUAACGCCUGUGCGAUCGACGGUGUGCCGCUGCAGCGGCCCACACGCCUCACCCAAGGGUGCACCAUCUGCCUGGGCCAGGCUACCUUCCUCCGCUUCAACCACCCUGCCGAGGCCAAGUGGAUGAAGAGCAUGGUCCCAGUGGGUGGCAGGAGCCCAGCAGCUCUCUACGGGUUGCCAGCAAAGCCUGAUGCCCUAAUGAACGGUGGCCACCAGCCAUCGGAGCAUGGAUGUGCUAACCACAGCUCCCUGGUCAGCUCCAUUGAGAAGGACCUGCAGGACAUCAUGGACUCGCUGGUGCUGGAGGAGCCAGCAUCUCCUAGUGGCAAGAAGCCAGCAGCCCGUGGCCAGUCCCCCCUCUCCCCUGUGGUGAAUGGGGGUGGGCGUUGCCUUCUGUCCCCCCCCACCAGCCCUGGGGCUGUCUCUGGGGGCUCCAGCUAUGAGAACUUCUCCCCACUCUCCUCCCCAGCCAGCAGCAGCAGCUACACCAGCCCCUCGCCCAGCAGCCAGGAACAGGGUCUGGCUGUGCCCCCUCUUGUCCCGCUCCGCUCCUCCAGCUACAACCAUGCCAUGCAGCCACCCUCUCAGUGCCAUCACUCCCAGCUCAGUGGGGCUCCCAGAGAGCCUUGGCCACCUGAGAAGCUGGGGGACCACCGGGCAGGCAGCCCACGACUGACUGCCAGAGCAGCACCACGGGCACGGGUGGCCCUGCAGGAGCGGCCCCCCAGCCCUUUCCGGGAGCCACGGGACCCCCUGGCCCUCAGCCGGCAGUCCACCAGCAGGGUGGUCCCUGAGACACGGCUGCAGCCCCCUGAGAGCCCACGGGUGAGCCGGAGGAACGUGGAGAGCAUGCGGGAGCUGCCCCCAUUGAGCCCCUCCUUGUCACGCCGGGCAGCCAGCCCCCGGACAGCCCCCGAUGCCCCCUCCCCACAGCCCCGACCAGGCAGGGAGGUGCCUGGCAGCCCCUGUGCCAGGCGCAAGGGUCUGGAGGAGCUGAGGGCUGCUGGGAGCCCCUCACCCCCACUGCUGGCAGAGACUCCCCCACGCCGCCCCAGCUUCAGCUCUUGCCUGAGCCCAGCGUGUGGGCUGGGCUCCCCGGCCAUGCCCUCACCCCGGCAGAGCCCUUGCACCCCCAGAAAGCCCUUAGGGGACCCACGGCCACUGGUGGGGUCGCGGGAGCGCAAGAACAGCAUCACCGAGAUCAGCGACAACGAGGAUGAGCUGCUGGAGUACCACCGGCGGCAGCGGCAGGAGCGGGUGCGGGAGCAAGAGAUGGAGCGCCUGGAACGGCAGCGCCUGGAGACCAUCCUGAAUCUCUGUGCAGAGUACACCAAGACAGAUGGCACUGAGCUGGGCGAUGUGCGCCGGCUCCUGGCUAGUGAAGCAGAUGCUGGUCGCCGGAUGCCCAGGGGUGCCAUGGCUCUGGGCAGUGUUGCUGAUGAGCUGCAGCAGAGAGAGAGCCUGGAGAGGUCAGACGAGGAGAACCUGAAGGAGGAGUGCAGCAGCACUGAGAGCACCCACCAUGAGCACGAGGAGCUGGUGGGCCCCCGGGCCAGGGAGGCACAGAGGCUGGAGGAGGAGCGUGCCAGUGUGCUUGGGCGCCUGGAUCAGUUGAAGGGCCGCCUCAAGGAGCUGGAGCAGCAGCUGCAGGAAACCUCACAAGAGGCAGAGAUGGAGCGGGCACUGCUGCAGGGCGAGCGGGACUCGGAGGCAGCGCGGCUGCGGCAGGAGCAGGAGGCAGUGCAGCAGCUGCAGGAGAAGCUCUCUAGCCUGGAUGCCAGCAUCCGGAAGGAGCGGGAUAAGGAAAGGGCAAAGAUUGAUGCUGAAAGGAAGGAGCUAGAGCAACUCCGGGCGCUUUACCUUGAGUCGAAGAGUCACCUUGAUAAGUGCCCCGAGUCAAUGCGGGAGCAGUUGCGGGAGCAGAUGCGAAGGGAGGCAGAGGUACUGGAGACAGAGGCCAAGCUUUUCGAGGACCUGGAGUUCCAGCAGCUGGAGCGGGAAAGCCGCCUUGAGGAGGAGCGUGAGGCGCGGGGCCAGCAGCUCCUGCAGAGCCGAGCUGAGUGCCACCGCAGCAUCACCCGCAGGAAGGAGCGGGUGGCUGCACUGGAUGCCCAGGCUGCUCAGAUACGGCUGCAGAGCGCCCAGGAGGCUGAGCGCCUGGCCAGGGAGAGGACCAGCGUCCUGCAGCUCCUGCAGAAGGAGAAGGAGAAGCUCGUGUCCCUGGAGAGGCGAUACCAGCGCGUCACAGGCGGCAGGAGUUUUCCCAAGAUGUCAGCUCUCAGAGAGGAGACCCUUCAUAUCUCAGAGCCUUAUGAGCUGUUAGAGGGGACUAAGCCCCUCAGCCCCCUGCUAGCAGCAGCAGCUGCCUCCUUAGCUUCUCCUGCCACCCGCUCCUACCCCAAGGCACAAGAGGAGUACAUGAGGCUGUCUGACGUUUUCAGGUUCUGUAACCACGCACUUGGCCCCAGCCUGGACACUAAAGCUUCUGCUGCUGCCCCUGCUGCUGCUCAGCACUCUUUCUUGCUUGCUGUACCUCCCGCAGCUGACGAGUAUGUGACCAUUGAGCAGCUCUCAGGCAUCCUGGGUGGCUUCCGUGCCCCUGACACUUCCCCACUGCUUCCUCCGGCUCCUGCAUCCUCAGGCUGUGCUGCUCCUCCUCUUCCUUCUCCUCUUCCAUCUCUCUCUUCUUCCUCCAUCUCUGCAGAGGUCUAUCGUGCCAAAACAGAGGGUAAUACUGGUGCUCUCACCCCCCGGAUGAAGAGUGGGACCCCCUCAUCCUCGCAGCUCAACCUCUCUGUGCUGGGGCGCAGCUCCUCGCCCAAGUGUCCUCCAAGCCCUGUGGGCAGCCUGCCCCGCAACUUGGCAGCCACGCUGCAGGACAUCGAGACCAAGCGCCAGCUGGCCCUGCAGCAGAAGGCCGAGCCGCUCCCAGCAGAGCCCUUGCAGCCAAGCAAUCUACCAGGUCAGCAGGUGAUUGAGGAGCAGAAGCGGCGGCUGGCAGAGUUGAAGCAGAAAGCGGCUGCUGAGGCUCAGACCCAGUGGGAAGCCCUGCAUGGGCAGCCCCCUUUCCCCACUGCUUUCCCCCCACUUGUGCAUCACUCCAUCCUCCACCACCACCGUCCCCAUGGUGCUGGGUCCCGGGUUGAGGAGCUGGACCAUGCAUACGACACCCUCAGCCUGGAGAGUUCGGACAGCAUGGAGACCAGCAUCUCCACUGGCAACAACUCUGCCUGCUCACCUGACAACGUCUCCAGUGCCAGUGGGAUGGAGGCAGGGAAGAUCGAAGAGAUGGAGAAGAUGCUGAAGGAGGCACAUGCAGAGAAGUCACGGCUGAUGGAAUCCCGGGAGCGGGAGAUGGAGCUACGGCAACAGGCGCUGGAGGAGGAGCGCCGGCGCCGGGAGAAGCUGGAACGCCGGCUGCAGGAUGAGACUGUGCGGCGGCAGAAGCUGGUGGAGAAGGAGGUCAAGCUCCGUGAGAAGCAUUUCUCACAGGCUCGUCCCCUGACACGGUACCUGCCUAUCCGCAAGGAGGAUUUUGACCUGCGCCUGCACAUUGAGACUUCAGGCCACAGCGUGGACACCUGCUAUCACAUCAUCCUCUCAGAGAAGAUGUGCAAGGGCUACCUGGUCAAGAUGGGCGGCAAGAUCAAGUCUUGGAAGAAGCGCUGGUUUGUCUUCGACCGCAUGAAGCGCACCCUCUCCUAUUACGUUGAUAAACAUGAGACCAAGUUGAAGGGCGUCAUCUAUUUCCAAGCCAUUGAAGAGGUUUACUAUGACCACCUCCGCAGUGCAGCAAAGAGUCCCAAUCCUGCGCUCACCUUCUGCGUCAAGACCCAUGACCGCCUCUACUACAUGGUUGCACCCUCAGCUGAGGCCAUGCGCAUAUGGAUGGAUGUCAUUGUCACUGGGGCAGAGGGGUACACCCAGUUCAUGAACUGAGGGGGGUGUGUGCUGUGCAACCCAGAGCUGCCAGCUUGAUGGACCCUUGAGCAGCUCAAGCAGUGAGGAUCUUCUGGGAUCCAUGAUCCCUGCCACUCCACAUGCCCUGGGCUGGACCUGGUGGUGGAGCCCUGCUAUGCGCCAGGCGCCACCCAGCAGACUGCUCAGCCGAGAGAG
Dryobates pubescens (Downy woodpecker) is the source of this 4571-nucleotide messenger RNA. It is a transcript of the gene PHLDB1, whose product is annotated as pleckstrin homology like domain family B member 1. Gene Ontology annotation, molecular function: protein binding. The transcript is spliced from 25 exons. Gene Ontology annotation, biological process: regulation of microtubule cytoskeleton organization. The record is from RefSeq and is a predicted model, not a curated record. NCBI's taxonomy places the organism in Eukaryota, Metazoa, Chordata, Aves, Piciformes, Picidae. Gene Ontology annotation, cellular component: basal cortex. Bases 159 to 4394 code for a protein of 1411 amino acids.